This is a messenger RNA of Strigops habroptila (Kakapo), 4255 nucleotides long. RefSeq names its product caspase 6 (gene CASP6). Gene Ontology annotation, cellular component: cytoplasm. The record is from RefSeq and is a predicted model, not a curated record. The transcript has 7 exons. Bases 2212 to 3030 code for a protein of 272 amino acids. NCBI's taxonomy places the organism in Eukaryota, Metazoa, Chordata, Aves, Psittaciformes, Psittacidae. Gene Ontology annotation, biological process: proteolysis; apoptotic process.
UGGCAGCGCCCAUUGUUAUCGUGCGGGGCCGCUGAGGGUCUCGGCAGUCCCCCGGCCGCCCCGUGCCCUGGCGAUAGGGGCUUCCAGGCGGCGUGUAGCGCCCGCGGCUCGGUGCCGAUCGGCCCCCGCAGGGGAAGAGCGGGACGGGGACGCCUGUGCGAGGGGUCGUGAGGAGAGGGGCCCUUCCCACCCCUCGUCUGACCCGAACCGACGGAGCGGGGCCGAAGCUGUGGGAGCGCUGCCCGGGGGCCGCUGCAGACGCUCGCGGGGAGCGGGUCCUUUGUUUCCCUUCGGAGAAAGGGGGAAGGUGCGGUGCGGGAAGGGCGGCUGGCGGCGGCCAACGCGGAAGUAGACUUGCGUGUAAAAUCCAGCGCUCCCCGCUAAGGGGAAAGUCCCGCGUGUCUUUUCCCUCCCUCCCCAGCGGUGAGCUGGAAGCGGGGUCGCUUGGUCAGCGCUGAGGAACACAGCCGGCGUCAUAAACCCGGGAAGCGGCGGUGACCAGAGAGAACACCGCUGUGCUGACAAGGACAGGAGAGGAGAGGAGCAGCAACACUGCUUGGGUUUGGACCCCCAGGGUGCAGUCAGGGUUACAUAUGCGUUUUUUGGUGCCAUUUGGUUACUGGUAUUUUCUGAAUGCAUGUCCUUUGGCCCAAAUGAUAGACCUAUUGAGAUUACAACCAGGAAAAGAUGCUAUCAGAUCCCACUGUAACCCAGUGCAUACCUGACCUUUGAUUCCUUUGAAACAAGCCGUCUUCAUGAGGUUGAAGACAAAUAAAUAAUCCCAUUGAGAGCAAUCAGGUUUUAGAACAAGCCUGUUUAAGGCAAGCAGAAAGCUUUUAGUAAGUCAUAAUGUCUUAAGUAGAGUUUACUUGAAUGAAACUGCAAUAUGACAGUGGUAGUGGAAAGCUAAAGACUGGGAACUGACUAAACAGGAUUAGAAGAGCAGGAAAACUAUCUUUCCUAGUUUCUUGUGGCCCAGGAAUUCUGUUCUUCCUGUGUCUACAUGACAGCAUUUUCUGUCUAAAAGUUUGUUGACUAACAUUUUUAUGGUCUGUUGUCCCCUUAAGUUAAGGCAAAAGCAUCAGCCAGAUCUCAGGCACACAAGCAAAAGUACAGUGUAAAUUUAAACAAAACAGAUGCACUCUUAAAGACCUCUGGCUUCCUAUUAUCAACAGUCACAAGCUCAGGUGGUGUUCCUGUUUUAUCUACACUCAUUUUCCAGCACCUGUAUCAUUAGUCUGACUUGCACAUUAUGUUUCAAACAAAUUGAAAUAGCCUUUUUUGUGCAUUCAAGUUACUAGCAGUAAUGGUAAGACUCAACACCUGAAAGCACAAUCCAUAUUUGCCAGGGUUGUGUACAGGUGAAUACUAACACUUAGAAGCACGUGGCUUCCUUUGAGCCACCCCCCUACUCUCCUGUGCUGUUGUGUUCAACAUAAAAGCUUCUAAGGCAAAGUCUAGAUUUCUGCACGUUUAAUAUCUUGAUGAACUUUUCUCCUCUAUCAAUACAUAGCUAUGUUAGUUUGCUUUGCAAAAGGCCUUAAUCAGAUGUCAUGAAAAGAUGUGAAAAGAUAGUAUUGUGUAUGUACCAAGUAGUUUGUAAAAUACAUGUAUACGUGACCUAUCUUCUCUUACAAUUGCAGGCCAUGUCCAGUUGGAUAGCAGACCUACAGUAACCACCACAGAUGGAAAUCAGAACAUCACAGAAGUAGAUGCACUUGAUAUAAGGAUACACUAUGCAUACCACCUCAUCACUAGUUUAUUGCUUAUGAUGCAGCACUUGGUUUAGUUAGAAGAACUUCAAGCAGCUACAAUUCCAACUAAGUAUAUAAGCACUAUCCAAUUAUGUUAAGAUAAUAUUUAGCUAAAGACACAACAUGGAGAAUUGAAGCCAAGUCUGAAGUGCACUGUUAUAUGCCCUAUAGUGUAACUAAUGAGACAGUCUCCUGACAAGAGAAAAUACUAAUACAUUGUAGAGAAACUGUUCAACUACCUGAUGGAGUCUAGUACACACCCAACACUGUUUUUACUGAAUUGCUUAACAAGCCCAAAAUUUUCAAAAAUACCUAGCAAUUUAGGGUCUUCCUAAAAUAUUGCACAUUUUGAGGUCUUGUCUUCUAAAAAUGGAUCCUCCAAGCCUUUAGUCAAUUAAAAAAAGCUAGCAGCAAUACAGGAAGGGAGUUCAAUUAGCCAUUAACUCAUUUAUCAAGAAUGUUUUCCAUCUCUGGCAACAGACAAACCCUUGAUCCUGCAAUGCAAUACAAAAUGAACCAUCAAAGAAGAGGAAUUGCAUUAAUCUUCAAUCAUGAGCACUUUUUUUGGCAUUUAAAGCUGACAGACAGACGUGGGACUCUUGCAGACAGAAACAAUUUAAAACGCAGUUUGACAGACCUUGGGUUUGAAGUCAGACAUUUUGAUGAUCUGAAAGCAGAAGAUGUGCUGCAGAAAAUUUCUGAAGCCUCCAAGGAUGACCACAGUAAUGCUGACUGUUUUGUUUGCGUGUUCCUGAGUCACGGCGAGAAUGAUCAUGUUUAUGCAUACGAUACCUACAUCAAAAUAGAGACAAUCACAGACAUGUUCAAAGGAGACAAGUGCCAGAGCCUGGUAGGAAAACCGAAGAUAUUUAUCAUUCAGGCAUGUCGAGGUGAUAAACAUGAUGACCCAGUUAUUGUUCAGGAUUCACUAGAUGGUAGUGAUAAAUCCAUUGUCAAUGAGACUGAAGUGGAUGCAGCUGGUACCUAUACCCUGCCUGCUGGUGCAGACUUUAUCAUGUGCUACUCUGUGGCACAAGGUUACUUUUCUCAUCGUGAAACUGUGAAUGGCUCCUGGUACAUUCAAGAUUUGUGCGAGGCACUUAGGAAGCACGGCUCUUCCUUGGAGUUCACGGAACUUCUUACUCUCGUUAACAGGAAAGUAUCUUAUCGCAAAGUGGAUAUGUGCAGAGACAUUAAUGCUAUAGGAAAAAAACAGAUUCCUUGUUUUGCCUCAAUGUUAACUAAAAAAUUGUAUUUUCAUCCAAAAUCUAAGUAGAUUGUUACUGAACAAUGACAACCAUUAACUAGUACUCACUGCAGAGGUGAAAGACACACCAUCUUCGUUCAGGAUACUUAAUAUUCUACAAGAUUGUCUGCAAAAACACUGGGAUCAAACGUUAUAGUUUGUAUACAUAAUAGUCUCCAAAAUCUUAAAGCAAUUUUAAAGCUAGUUUUACAGCUCUGUUCAUCUCAUGGAAUUUGGGAAAAGUUGACUGGUGCAAAACUAUUAGGAGGUGCUCAGAUUUUAUGAGAACUGGUACUCUAGAUUACCUUUUUCCUUAGAAGCUGUUGGUGUCUAACUACGGCACAUUUUAAUGUUUUCAAAACAUUUCAAAUGUUGCAUUAGAUUAACUUGCUCCAAGAGCACAGUUUAUAGGGAAUAUGUAAGCAUCUUUUGAAAUUUGCAUCCACCUUCCAAUUUCUGUGGAUUUAUUGAGCUUUUUAGACAUUUUUUUAUUUUUCUCUCAACACUAAAGAGGAACUUAAUUCCUUGAGUACAAUCAUAGCAUUAAUAUAGAUAGAAGGCUGCUUUUUGCUUGCACAUCAUUUAUGUUUGGGGCACAAUUACAGCUUGCUAGUGCUUUGUAUCCUCAGGAGAAAAGCAAGCAGUAGUUAAGUGAGACCACGUAUUGCUUGCUUAGUGUGACUUUGGGUAACCUCAUCUUGCACAUAUCUCUAAAGCUAAAGGAGAUAAUUUCAAGGUUCCAGGCUUACUUACAACUUCUAGGCAUCUCUAGGCAGCUCUGCAAAGUACAAUAUAUGCAAACUUUCAUACUAAAGGCCUUGGUGUUGGAUCAGCUUUUUCCUCCUCCUGGCCUCAGAAGAGAUCAGCCAUACUCUGUCAUUGUGUACAUAAAAGUGAUGGUGCAUUUGUCACCAUAGGACAUUUCACCGUAGGGUUGUUACUACUGCAGCAUCUGCAGUAGCUCAAUGAUACUGACUAGAAGCGAAUAGUUUUAUUAUUUUUUUACAUUAUUGGUACAUAUACUUAACUCUGGGGGACAGUGGAGAACUUGAGCUGAGAAAAGUUGUCUUAAUCCACUUUCCUGAGUAUAAAAUGAUUGAUUUACUGACUCUGCUUUAGUUAAAUCUUUCUAUAUAUUAUGUUCUGAGUCAUAGAUAUGAAGUCGUCUUACUAUGGCUAUUUUUAAACUUUGUAUAAAUCAUGUAUGUCUGAUUUUUUUAUAAAUUCUUUCAAUAAAAUACAACAGUGAAACAAA